CAUCGGACCAAAGCCCCCCAAAAGCGGAGGAACCCCUGCUGAGACCUGGCAAACGGUCCAAAAGCCAAGGAGGGGAGAAGGAACCGCCUGCAAUCCCGCCCUUUCUUUUUCAGCCCUUCAGACCAUGUCCCUCUCUUGCUUCUUUAACCCUCACCAUGGCUGUUUGCUGCACGCCGACGGCCACGGGGAAACGUGGACAGACUGGAACAGCACAUCCAAGUUCUCCCAGUAUGGCUGGAGGUGCACCACCGGCGAAGACUCUUACUCGAACAAAACUCUGCUGGGUAACUGGAAUCAGGAGCGUUAUGACAUUCAGAGACUUGUGCAGCCCAAACCCCUCCCGUCCCGGUUCAGCCACUACUUCGAGUCCACCUACACAACGGAUUAUUCCAAGGAAAUGCCUCACAGUACCAGAAGAGUUAUUCGAGAGCCUCACUGGUUCCCAGGACACCAGCCGGAGCUGGAGCCUCCUCCGGUCAAGCGAACGGCUCGGUCGUGCUACAUGAUAGACUACGAGCCUCCUCGGGGCAAGGGACCCAACCUGGUGGUCGGAGAGAAGCCAAAGGAACCCGAAGAGACUCAGCCAAAGCAGUAAGCAUCGGGAGAGGCCUCGAGACACCUGACUUGAAAGGCCUCGCUCGCUCAUGUGAUCUGAUGACUUCCUCGCCCAGGCUAGGCUGUCCUGCCGCAUCACAGGCUACGGGUUGUAAUUAAAAGGAUGUGUUCCCCCCUCUGCCCCCUCAAGCAUUGAAAAGAAAAUUCUGAUUAGCAAUUGUGA
Messenger RNA from Heteronotia binoei (common prickly gecko), 778 nucleotides. RefSeq names its product cilia and flagella associated protein 68 (gene CFAP68). The transcript has 4 exons. Gene Ontology annotation, cellular component: nucleus. Lineage: Eukaryota; Metazoa; Chordata; Lepidosauria; Squamata; Gekkonidae. Bases 125 to 595 code for a protein of 156 amino acids. The record is from RefSeq and is a predicted model, not a curated record.